Penaeus chinensis is the source of this 4270-nucleotide messenger RNA. RefSeq lists its product as uncharacterized. The coding region runs from base 776 to 3763 and encodes 995 amino acids. NCBI's taxonomy places the organism in Eukaryota, Metazoa, Arthropoda, Malacostraca, Decapoda, Penaeidae. The record is from RefSeq and is a predicted model, not a curated record. The transcript is spliced from 7 exons.
ACAGUUAAUGUCGAAUGGCAAGGAAUAUUUUUAAAUGUGUAUAUGGCUUGUAUUUCAUAACAUAAUAAGCUUAGCAUGUUAUGUUAAAUGUAAAGAAACACGAGAGCCAUGCUUCUUGAAUCAUAACAUCUAUUGAAGUACCAAAGGAAAAUAUACAAUAUGAAGAUAAAGAGAAGACUGUGAUCAAUACUAGCACAUGGAAAGUCAAUAUGCUUAAAAAGAACGCAAAAAUCUCGUGUGGGCCAAUGCUUAUACAGGAGUGCCGCCGCAGCGCUACAAAGCGUUCAGUUCGAGCGCAUUCUAUGUAGCGCUCCAAAGUAUCGUGUUUUCCGACGGAACGCAGGGCUGGUCUGAAGUUUGUGUUUGUAAAUAAUACAAUUCCACACAUUGAUAGUAUUUGGGAACGUUACGGAUGUCCCAUAGCAAUUCGCAGUGCACCAAGUCAAACACCUUGAGGUCGAUAUAGGCUGCAAGCAACCCACUACCAAACUCACAAUGGCAUUCCUCAAGGCAGUCUAUUUUGGACUUGCCAAGAAGAAUCCAAAUUGCUUUGGUUUCGGAAGAAUGUGAGCAAAAAUCUUGCCUGAUAUGCUGCUGGGAUGAAAGGAACCUGAAGAAUAGAAGAUCAGUAUCAUAUUAUCAAUAUGAAAACGAUUUAAGAAAUAUGAAAAUGCAUUGAUCUUAAGUUUGUGCACAAAAAGAAACAGAGAUGAACAAUUGAAAGAAGUUGAUAAAUGGUUUUAUGUAGUUCAAGAUAGUAAAGCAUCUAAAAAACAUGGGGAACCCUUUGGAUGAAGAAAGCACCAACUUUUUGCGUGUUACUGUUGUUUUGCUCAAAGGUGGGAAGAAGGUAUUGUAUAAGGUUUACAUAUGGGGAUGUGCUAAACCAUUGCAUGUUCCUUUGAAAGAAUACCUUUUAUCCAAAGGCAUGACAAGUAGAAUGUACAAAACUCGCUUUCAUAGUACCCAGAGGGAAAUCAUUGAAGCUGAUCCUAGCGGAGCAUCUUAUGACAUUACAUUACUCUACCAGUGCAUCCGGACAGCAUGCAAUAAUGUUGCAGUGGAGGAUAAUGAAUGGACCAUACCAAGUGAUACCCUAGAGUAUUUUAUCUAUCAGAUUAAAGAUCAGAGGAAUUCUCUUGCUCAUGGCGCAACCACUGAUAUAGAUGUGCAAGAAAUGAUCAGCAAGAUUGAAGGUUUAAGGCUCUUAUUUCUGAAGACAUUGCAGUUGGCAGGCAAAAGAUUCAACAAGGAUCAUGAAGUUACCUUUGUAGAGAAUGAACUGAACAAAAUGAUCAACAGAAUCAGGGAUGAAUCUGAUCGAUUCACAAAGGCAUUAGCAGCUCAGAGAAAACAACUCAGAGAAAUUUUGGUUACUGAAGGUGGGAAAGAGCUGAGGGAACAUUAUAAUUUUUACACAGAAGUGGAUCCUAGUUCAUUCUUAUGGAAAAAAAAGAAACCAAAAGUGACCUCAGUUUUCACGAAGCUUGAGUUAGUUCAGGAGUCUGCUGACAGUAUUAGAGAAGAACCAAGAUUAGAGAAUCUUUUAAAGAUAAAAAAGCAUGGAGAAAUUCCACAAGUUAUUCUUCUAGAAGGAGUAGCUGGUUCUGGAAAGAGCACUGUCACCUCACUCCUUAUUGCUGAUUGGUGUUCAAAGGGUGGAAAGAUUAGUGGUCUUCAAGAUUUUGAGCUUUUGCUUCAUAUUCAGUGCCGCAAUCCCCAUGUUUCAAGUUUCUUGGGGGUAUUAUUGUUUCUUUUCCAGAAGACUUCUGGUCGAAUGAAAGAAGAUGACCUAAUAAGAUCAGUGCUAAUGUCAAAAGUGUUUUUUGUCAUUGAUGGUUUGGAUGAAGCAAAUAAUGCAUCACAGAAACUUCUCAGAGAGAUAUUACAGAUGCACAUCAAAGAGAAGAAUCAUAACAUUAGAUUGAUAUGUACAACUAGACCACAGAGUGUAGAGCAGUUUCUUAGAUUGCUCCCUGAGGAAACUUCAGUAAUUCACUUGAAAAUUGUUGGUAUCCCUGUAGAAGAACAGUCAAAAUUCAUUGCCAGAUAUCAUGAACAGUUGAAAUGUGGAGAAAACAGUCAACAGGAUAUCAAAGAACUUUUAAGUUAUAUUCAAUCCACAUCACAGAUUUCAGAACAUUUUCGGCUUCCACUUAACCUAGUGUUCUUGACAUACCUUUGGAUGUUCUCAGCAAAGUCAUUUAGUCAGUUAUAUUCAGCAACAAAUCUUUACAUGGAAAUUUUGCAGCUGACGAAGAAGAAGCUUAUAGCUCGGCUUCAGUCUCAUCUUCAUUACCUGGAUCCUGAGGAAAUUAGAAUUAAGUGUGAAAAUUUUCUUGAAGUGAUGUAUCAGGAAAGUCUUCUGGCUUUGUGCCAAAAUUCAGUUCUCCUAAGCACUGUGGGCACUGAAGUCCUUAAGAAUAAAUGCAAAAGCUUAAGAUUGCCUUCAACUGAAGUUUUAUCAGGAUUUUUUACCUUCGCAAAGACUUGGACAGGAAAAAGUUAUAGAGAAGAGUUUUCCUUUCCACAUAAAGGACUACAAGAUUUUUAUGCAGCACUAGCAAUUAUUGCUUCAAUUACUCAAAAGGAAGACAAGGAUUUGUUGGAGAAUGUGAGAAGUGGAAUUAUAAAAGUUCUUGCAAAGAAUAACAUUUCAUCAAAAAUAUCAUCAGAAAUAGUGUCUGCAACAGAGAGUAUUUUGAUUGCAUCAUCAUCAAAACCAAAACACAUUCUGUCCAUCUUGGAAGACCUUCACAGGGAUGAUCCUUCGCCUCUACAGAUAAACAAAUAUCAGAAUGUUCUUUUUCAUUUGGUAGGACUGCUAAAAAAUGAUGGAGAAAAUACAUUACAAAAGCAUGCUGAAGAAUUAAUUGGAUUGUUAAAUAAAUCUGGAGUGAAGGAUUCAGAGCAGUGGUUGGACAUUUUAGCAGAAGUAGACUGUGCCCCAGUAAUGAUGGAAGAAGUGGUUAAGUUCAUGCCUACACACAGAUGGAGUGUUCGAGAUGGACACCUGAAAAGUGCACUGAUGCUUUUUCCAAAGGUCCCAGUCAGACAAGUUGAUUUCUUGAUAGAGAAAAACCCAUAUUCUGUUCCCUACCUGAAAGAAAUGCUUCAGCAGGUUGCUUCUACCAAUUGUGAAAUCCAAUUGAACUUACACUAUCACUGGCAGCACCCAGAAGCAGAAUCAUCAGAUGAGAUUCUUGAAUAUAUAAAACCUCUUCAAAGUCAAUCAGGAUGCAGAUUGAUCAAGUUCAUGGGUUCCUUGGAUAACCUUUCCCAGCUGAGUCCGCACAAGAAGUUGGAGCAGGUUUAUAUUGCUUUUGGAAAAUCUUUUGCCGAGUCUGCAGUGGGCUCGCAGGAUGUCCUGAAGACUCUGAGGAAUAUGGAUUACUUAUAUAUCAAUAUUUUAGCUGGUCUACCUAUCGAGAAGCUCCCUAUUCUCCCAGAAACAAGAUUCCCAAUUGAUUUAUGGCUGACACACGUGGAUGAUUCACAUGAAGAGUGGAUUAAGGCCGUUGCAUCCAAGUUUAAACUCUCAACGCAAGUUUGGAGCAUCAGAUUUCCAAGAAGCAACUUAACUGAAAAAGGCUGUGUUUAUUUGUUUGGAGCACUUAAAGACAUGAAUAUUGGUAAGGAUGGAGUGUGGGUCAGCUCUCCUCAUAUAACAACAGAAAGUGCCGAAAAACUCAAGCAAAUAUUUUUGAAACUGGUAAAAACGCCCUUCAGAAGGGUAGAUGAUGUGAGUAUCUGGUCUUUUUAGUUCUCAUGGUAUAUGUGAUAAAAGUGAUGAAUACACUUUUUUUUUACUGUUUUUAUAUUCAUAUUAAAUACUUAGAAAAAAUAGAUUUUUCCUAAUAUUCUGUAAAUAAUUGAAAAUCAGUUACUAGGAAAAUUAGCUACCUGUAAAUAAAUGUAGGUAUUGCCAAAGUAAUUGUGAUCUAUGGGCCUCAUAUACUUGAAAUCACAAACAUUGAUUAAUUCUGGCAAUUCUGUUGUGUAUAAUGGCAAAUAAGUAUAAGCAAAUGUUGUACAAAGAUAUAUAUAUAUAUAUUUUAUUAUGGCCUUAGACAUAAUUGUGUACUCAAACUUAGAAUAGGAAAAGUAUUGAUUGCUUUACAGAUUAUUUAGAUAUGGUAUUUUUUAUAUAUCAAGUACUGGUUAAAUUGAAGUAAAAUAUAGUUUGUUUGAAAGAAGAUAGCAUUUGCACUAAACCCAAUUGCUCCAUAUGACAAGAAUACAUGCCACGCCCACUGUAAUACAAGUUUAU